Messenger RNA from Branchiostoma belcheri (Belcher's lancelet), 1629 nucleotides. Its product is annotated as kelch repeat and BTB domain-containing protein 11-like. Lineage: Eukaryota; Metazoa; Chordata; Leptocardii; Amphioxiformes; Branchiostomatidae. The record is from RefSeq and is a predicted model, not a curated record. The transcript has 3 exons. Gene Ontology annotation, molecular function: protein binding. Bases 1 to 1629 code for a protein of 542 amino acids.
AUGGCUGCCUUGAGAUCGCCAACUCCGCGGCUCGAACGGUUGCCAUGGGAACGAAACGAUCGUUCACAUCCGGGAUCUCAACUGACGUCACGCGGAAAGUCGUCUGAUGAGGGAAAGAUAAAAGGGUCGAGGAGAGUAUCACUGAGGAGAGUCAGUUUUCAUACGCCAAACAACGGCCUUUUUGGCUGUAGAAUGGACGAAAUCUGUGUUGUUGUUGACGAAAAACGGUUACAUAUACAAAAGAAUGUUCUCUCAGAGGGUAGCGAAUAUUUUCGCGCGCUUCUGGCUUCAGGAAUGAAGGAGAGUCAAAAGAAUCAGGUCGUGCUGCACGGAGUGUCACUUGCAGCUUUUCAGGUCAUCCUGGAGUUUUUGAUCUCAGACAACCUUUGCUGUAACGAUGUUUCGGUGGAAGAAGUCUUAGAUACAGCGGUGUUUCUUCAAAUGGAGGGUCUGCUGAAAUACGUAACAAGAAACAUGACAGUUGCCACCUGCGUUGCUUGUCUGCGAAUCGCCGAGAAACAUUUCAUUCCAUCGCUCGGCAACGCAGCAUAUAGAUUUAUGACGAGGCAUUACAUUGACCUGUUGAAAUCGGAAGAAUUCAACAGGCUCCCGACGCUGCAAAAGAGACGACUAGCGAGCUAUAGACGCACUGCAGUUCCACCUGCACCGUUUGAGCUGAACAACUCCAGUCAGCACUUCCAUCUUGCGGAAUACGAGCCCACUGCAGCACAGUUUAUGUGUGCGGUGGGAAAUUACAAUGUGGCAUCACCGAAAAGUCCUGACGACCCGCGCCCUCUUUAUGCUUUCAAUCACUUGGAAGCCGGAUGGCAAAAUCUAGGCAAAUUACCUGACGAACUCAGCACACAUGGUUGUUCUGUAUGCGUCAUACACAACUUCUUGGUCAUCUUAGGCGGAUAUACGAACGCGAAGAGGGACAGUCUACAAACAAAGGCAUUUGUUUAUGACCCCCUCUUCAACGCGUGGUCGGCUUUCCAGCCUCUUCCAACACCGAGAGCUUUGUUGGGGUUGGCAACGAUGGAGAAUCAUGACCUCAUCUUUGCAAUAGGUGGUUCCGUUGUGAAAGUUGACUCCAGCGGACACCCAGCCCCGGAGCCGCUAGCUUGUGUCGAAGUGUACGACUUGAGAAAGGGAGAAUGGAGGGAGGGGUCCAGGCUACCGAAACCAAUCGUCAGAUCGAACGCAGUCACUCUUUCAAUGGAGGGAAACAAGUGGGACAGGCUGACCGUCGUUCCCAGGAUACGGUUCGUGACCUCCAUGACGUCAUGGAGAGAAAAGCUGUUCGUGAUUGGUCAGAGGGCACAUGACUUCGAGGUCGACCCGAUGUGCUUUGACCUUGAGUCAAAAGAAUGGACGACGCUGUUGUAUCGUCUGCAUGUCCCUCAGCCUCUCAGAAAUGAGGGUACACCAUGUUUUGAUGAUUUUACCCUGGUGUCAAAUGGCGAAGAGGGAAGUUAUCUGUAUAUUCUGACUCAACAUAUGACGCAUAGAUAUAACCUUGCUGAGGAGAAAUGGGAAGAUUUGGGCUUCCCAGGUUGCCCCGCGUUGGGGUCAGCUAAGGUCAUGACCUUGCAGGUUCCAAUAUCAAAAUUGACACGCGUUCGGCACUGA